AUGACUGGCGCACCCCCCGGGGGUGGGGGUUCCACGAGUAAUGUGGAUUCGGCCCCCAUCCCCCCUUUUAUGCGUUCGUCAACGUUUGACGGCCGCAAAAUCUACUUGAAAGUACAACGACCUGGUGAAAAUCCACAACCCCUCCCGAACAACCCGUCCUGGUUUGCUUCGAUCAUUGAAGGCAAGCUAGGCAAACCACUGCGAAAGGAAAUAGAAAUGUCUAUAGAUAGCCGUGGACUGAGUUAUACACUCAGCACAUACAAUAUACAGCUGGCCGAGGAGCUGAAGAGGAUUAAACAGCUUGACACAAACACGAUAAUAGAGAUAAUUGACCACCCCAAUUUAAAUAAAAGAUUAGGGAUGGUUUACCAGCCCGAAACAAUGGAUGUUCCAGAAGAGGAGCUGCUUAAACAGUUAGCUAAUCAAGGAGUUCUUGCCGUGAGAAAAAUCACCAAAUUUGUUGAGAAAAAACAAGUAAAUACACCGUUGAUUGUUUUAACUUUUGGAAGCACACGCUUGCCAAAAGAAGUCUUCUUUGGUUGGAUGAAGGUUUCAGUAAGAACGUAUUACGAAAGCCCUAUGAUUUGCCGGAACUGCCUUGAAUAUAGGCAUACUAAGAAAAGGUGCAGCCAACCGACACGUUGUACUCGAUGUUCCCAAAAUCAUUCGAAUAUGGAAAACACAUGCAAGGAAAAGUUCCGAUGUCCUCAUUGUCCAGAAGAGGAAAAUGAGCACUCCGCGGCGGGGAGAAAAUGCCCUCUAUACCGCCAUGAGGAAGCGGUCAUCCGUUGCAAAACGGACGAGUCCAUUUCCUGGGCAGAAGCCCGGAGAAGGAUUGGUUCGCCAAAUGCCAAACCUACAUAUGCAUCGGUCACCGAUGCGGACAGUGCUCGAAAAGAUAAGCCACACCAGUAA
Molecule: messenger RNA, 915 nt
Organism: Uranotaenia lowii
Lineage: Eukaryota; Metazoa; Arthropoda; Insecta; Diptera; Culicidae
Exons: 2
Coding region: 1-915 (304 amino acids)
Source: RefSeq, a predicted model, not a curated record